GACAGGAGGCGGUGGGUGGGCGCUGGCAGCCGAGGAGUGAACAGGACUUUGUUCCGAUUGCUCCCCGCACCUCCUCCACCCGAGCACUCACCUGCGUUGUGUCACUGCCAGAGCCACUGAGGAGGCGCAGGGAGAAGGAAAGGGUGGAGAGAGCCCGGCGCGGCAGCAUUUCCCGCACCUGUGGGAUGACUCAGCGGGCCCCUCGGCCCCCCAGCCCCGUGCGCGGCGCGGAGGGGCGCGCCGCCGGCGGGCCGGGGCGCCGCGCGUGACGGCGGGGAGCGCCGCGCUGGCCGGAGGGCUGCGGCAUGGCCGUGGGCUCCGGCAAGAUGCAGCCCCCGUGCGACAGCGCGGAGCCCGCCCUGAGCCGCAGGCCGAGCGCCCGGCACCACGAGCCGCAGCAGCAAGUGCAGCUGCGGCAGAAGCUGAGGGAGCUGCCGGCGCGGCUGCGGAGCGGGCUCACGCUGCGGAGGAAGAACCCCGCCGCCGGCGGCCGGAAUUUGUCCAGAAUAAUUUCAAAUCCAUAUCUGGAAAACCCUUCAAGCAAGAUUUAUGGAGAGAGUUCUUCAUGUGCUGGGAGAGCUCUCAGGAAUAUUUUUACAGUUCAAGCUUCUGACCUGAUUAAAGACAGAGUGUACCUUACAGGAAUUUGCAGAAGAAGCUGUGUUGGAUCAGAAUUGGUAGACUGGCUGUUGGAGCACUGUCCUUUUGUUAAGUGUCGAUCUACAGCAGUUGGUGUAUGGCAGCUCCUACUGGAUAUGGGAAUUGUGUUAUCAGUGGACAGACUACUCUAUUUUCAAGACACUCACGUUUUCUACCAGUUCUCAGCUGAUGAAUGUACUUACCUUUUCUGUGAAUUCGAAAGAGAUGAAGGAUGGCAAAAUGGUGUAAAACUCUUACUGCAGCUAGUGCCUCUUAUGUCACCCAGGGCUGCUAUAUGCAAUCUGCCUGGUCAAGAAAUAGAAGACACAGCAGAGACUAAUGCUGAAAUUCUCGCUCGCCUCACAUCUGCGGUACAGAAAGAACUAGUUGCUGUCAUUGCUUUGAAAGCAAGAAAGUCAGCAGUUUAUCAAAAUGAAGAAAACAGCAACCAGGAAACGAAAGGGCCAGAAGACUUCAAAUAUGCUUCUGAUGCACAGGCAGGGGUUUUAUGCAAGCUCCAGGAAAGAGAUGACAUUGGACGGAUUGAACUAGUUCAGAAGCUGGCAAGGGAAAACUGUCAGUUUUUGCAGGUGGAUAGAAAAGAACCAGAGAAGACAGAACAACAGAAUGAUGAAGUGUCUACUAUUCAAGUGAAGGAACAAGACCAAGAUGUUCUGCUGCUUAGGAAAGUGUCGUCACAUAGCCCAGCCCCCACAUCAGGGAGUGCUGAGAAUGAUUGGAGAUAUGUGGUGGUAUCGGGGACUCCAGAGAAGAUUUUGGAGCACCUUCUGAAUGACUUGCACCUGGAAGCAGUCCAAGACAAAGAGACAGAGACCCUCCUUGAUGACUUCCUUCUCACGUACACAGUCUUCAUGACAACUGAUGACUUAUGCCAGGCAUUGCUGAGACACUAUUGUGCUAAGAAUGAUCAAGGCAAGGAAGAAAAUGCAGAUGUUCCCUGUAGAAAACGAAAAGUCUUGCAUUUGGUGUCUCAGUGGACUUCUCUCUACAAAGACUGGUUACAUGAAGAUGAGCAUUUAAAGCAGUUUUUAAAGACAAUAUACAGAAAUGUGUUAGAUGAUGUAUAUGAAUAUCCCAUACUCGAGAAGGAAUUGAAAGAAUUUCAAAAGAUACUUGGAAUGCAUCGUCGUCACACCGUAGAUGAAUAUUCACCUCACAGAAAGAAUAAAGCCUUUUUCCACCAAUUCAGUCUCAAGGAGAACUGGCACCAGCACAAAGGCACCAUGAAUGAAACAGAGGAAAUUUUCUGCCGUGUGUAUAUAACAGAACAUUCCUAUGUCAGCGUAAAAACUAAAGUAUCCACUUCAGCUCAGGAGAUACUGAAAAUUAUAGCAGAAAAAAUCCAGCAUGCACAGGAGGACCUGACUCUGGUUACCAUCACAUUCUCCGGGGAAAAACAUGAACUGCAACCAAAUGACCUGGCUAUCUCAAAAUCUCUCGAGGCAACCAGUCGGAUGUAUGUCUACAGAAAAGAUCUGACUGAUACUUUGAAUCCAUAUGCUGAAAAUGAGGAAUCACGGCAAAGGUCUGUGAGAAUUUUGGGAAUUAACACCUGGGAUCUUGCCUUAGAAUUAACAUACUUUGAUUGGAGUCUCUUCAAUUCAAUUCAUGAGCAAGAGCUGAUAUACUUCACCUUCAGCAGACAGGGCAGUGGUGAAAACACUGUGAAUCUUAGUCUUCUGCUUCAAAGAUGCAAUGAAGUACAACUUUGGGUAGCCACAGAAAUACUCCUCUGCAGCCAGCUCUGUAAACGUGUACAGCUAGUGAAAAAAUUCAUCAAGAUUGCUGCCCACUGCAAAGCCCAAAGAAACCUGAACUCAUUCUUUGCCAUUGUUAUGGGUCUAAACACUGCAUCUGUCAGCCGGCUGUCUCAAACCUGGGAGAAAAUCCCUGGGAAGUUUAAGAAACUCUUCACUGAACUUGAAAGUUUGACAGACCCUUCUCUGAAUCACAAAGCCUACAGAGAUGCAUUCAAGAAAAUGAAGUCUCCGAAAAUUCCUUUCAUGCCCUUACUUCUGAAAGAUGUAACGUUCAUCCAUGAAGGAAAUAAAACUUUUCUGGAUAACCUUGUUAAUUUUGAAAAGCUGCACAUGAUUGCUGAUGCUGUCCGAUCAUUGAGACACUGCAGGAAUAACCAAUGUGGCAAUGAAGUUCCUCCAAAGGAGAAUCAAGAGCUGAAGCCACAUGUCUAUCACCUGCAUGUCAUUGACGACCAGCAAACGCUGUUUGAGCUUUCUCACCGGAUAGAGCCUCGAGCGUGAGCGCCCGCAGCUUCAUGUAACCUUGUAACUGCAGCACUUUUAAUUAAGUGAAUGUUUAUGCCAAGCAUGUUGCUUCCCUAUAUGAGAACAGUUUACUGAGUUUUAUCAGUAGUCACGUGAUACAGGAAAAUCAAGCAAAGCAAGAAAAGGAGCUGUUCACAGCAUUCCAGGGCAAGGAUAGUGCCAUUUCCAUUUAUCAUCGGAAAAGGAAGGAGAAGAGCAGCAUUGUUUAAGCUAAGAAACUUGGUUUAUGUGACCAUAUUGGUGGUCCAGUGUAACUUUCAAUCCAGACUCCGCCAGUAUUAGAGGGAAAGGAAGCAUCAUGUCACCAUAACAAAACAUUCCAGAAGCAACACUGUGACAUGGGGGUUCACAAUUCACCAUACAGUAUGGACCUCACUAACGUGAGGAUGCCAAAGUAUUGAUUGUUGGGGAAAAAAAAUACUGUGCAAUCCAUGUUGCUGCCCUGACUGCAAGGGAGUGUCUUAUUUGAGAGAACAGCAAACACCUCAGAAUGGGAAUAUAAAAAAUAACUUGUAUAAGACAGUGUUGCAUGUUAAUACAAUUGUGCGUCCUGAUUGGAGGUCAUAAGUCAACAAAAGCUGAUAUCUGAAAUGCUCCUAAUUUCACUUAAGAAUUUGCUUCAGAGCAGACAGUAAAAAGGUAAAUCUAAUCUUGAUACAGUUUAUGGAGACAAACACAGCAUUUCCCCUUUUGAGGGACCAAGAGGGCUAUCCUGCAACUCAAUUAGAGCAGUUCUUCCUCUAUGUAAAAGGUACAGGUUAAAAAACCUCUAUUACUUGCUCCCAUUCCAGUUAUCCUAGUUUGUCACUAACUUCUGCAGUUAGUAUGCUGUUGGUUAUUAAAAAGGGAGCUCAGUGCUUUCCUGCUUGGACUGUAGUCUCCUGUACACCUUCCGGAAGGCCAUCCUACUACUGAAUAAACAACAACAGGAAAUAUCCUGUUACAGACAGUAAAAUCUAACAUGCUGAGCAUAUGCUUUAUGUUUUGAAAGAAAAAAUGAGCAUAAUUUAUGUAUUACAGGUUCUCAUUCUCCAUAUGUAUGAAACCUGAAUAGGCUUUCAACAUUAUAUCCUUCUAACACUUCUCUUCCUCCACCCCUGCCCCAAUUUUCAUUUAGACAAAUCAAGGUAAUAUUCAUUGGCAUUACUGACUAUGUUUUAAGUCACGUUCGCAAUGUAUUCAUGUCUACAGUACCCUCUCAUCAUAAUAUUGUUUUUCAGGGCUAAGGAAUGGCCCAGAAAUAAUCUAGUAUAUACUAUAGAUGAUGUAAUGUGCUUUACAGUAAAUACAAUUUAUUGUAGAGAGCCUUAUAGCAAAAUCCUCUUUGCAGUGGCAGUGAAGGCGUACUGUCUGUCUGCCUGUCUGUAUUGUGUGUUUAUCACACAAGAAAGACUUCCAAGAAAAUGCUCCUUUCUUGACAUUUGGGUCCACCAGAAUGGCUGAAGUAGCGUGCUCUUCAUCAUAUUGUGAUCUGUGGUUUAAAGGGACAGAAAAGCACCUUUAACGAGUAGUUUUGGGGAAAUUCUGUCAGAUGCAUUCAGGUUUCCCAUCUGUGAAAUAUUGUACAGUUAUAAUGUAAAGGAAACAGAUGUUUCAGAAAUGUAUUUGUUUGUACUUUGGUAUUAUCAAAUACAAUAUGAUUUUUCUUUUUUUUAAAGAAAUCUUUUUACCCAGUAAAAAGAAGAAAAAUAAACUCUUGCUGGCCAUGGAGUAAAAAUUUCCUAUGUUUUUCUGUAAUGUGCUUGCACAUAUUGUAAAUAACUCUUCUGUGCAAAUAGACCAAAACGGUUCAAGUCAGGACACUAGCUUUAGUGGACUCAUUUUUGCAGUAUAAAAACACAAAUCACAAAUAAUGCUUGUUUUUUGUUUUGUUGCAGUUCGUAAAUUUUCACUGAGUCCCCUCCCUGGGUUCAUUAACUAAAACAUUCACUGAUUCUUAAGCUCCCCCUUGUUGAGAUCUUUUCAUUGUGGCACAACUGUAAUACACCUCACUGUAGACCUGAUUCAGUACCCUAGUUCAUAGUAAGUAGUUCUGUUGAAAUCAGCAGGACAGGUGCAUAGUAAAGUACUACUCAAUAUGAAUAAGGGUUUUAGAAAUGCACCUGUCUCUCAAUUCUCUGCAACUUUUACCCUACAAUAGCCUUGGUAGUAGUAGUUUACACCUCUCUGCUCGUGAAGCAACAGCGUGGUGGGAAGGAGCACGGUAAGGGGAGGGAAUGACCCUGCUCUCCACACUCAGGUUUGCAGUCCAACUAAAAAUUCUGUCAUCUAAAUGCCAAAUUUCAAACAUUGUCAUGCUACGUAAUUGUGUAUGAAGUCAGUCCUACAAACUGCAGCAGUUUACAUAGAGGUCUUUAUUAUCUGGAUACGUCUUCAGCUGUGAAAGGCAAAGUAUGUUUAGUGCAUCCACUCCAUGCAGAGAAUAUUUACCUUGUAGCCACAGUAUUAAUAGGGGGCAACUGCCCUGAACAUGCAGCAAAAAAAGGCCGGCAGGGUCCUCAUUUUGAAGUGGAGCCUGCCUUGAGACAGGCAAGCAUCUGAGGGAAAGAUGGUUGCGAGGACGACUAAAAAGGAAUACUAUGGAAUGGAGGAGACUGGGUGUAGCAUCCAUCCCCCAGUUUCUAGAUCUGGCAAUACUGUGGUCUUUAAUCACUAUCCCUCAAAAUACUAGCACUGUUAAUGCCAUUUUAGAAUAGUUACCGAAAAUCUUAAAUCUCAGUCUGACCCAACCACACACCAGAUUAAACUCUCUGUGUGUGUUUGUUAGUAGCUCAGAGCAGUUUUUAGACAAAACAAGGGAAGAGCGGGGUCACUCUACAGAUCUUUGAUUUGGGAUUUUGGCAUGUCACCUCUAGAUACUUCUGUGAUGUGUACUUCGGAUUUCAGCCCAAUUCUAGAUAGUUAACAAGCUGCGCUUAGAUGCCAGCGGCAAAAAAGGAUUACAUGUUGCCAAAACCAGAUUAAAAUAGUUCUGCUGGGGAAAAAAUACAAAGAAAGUUGUAAAUACUAAACUUUUUAGCAGAUUAAUAUUUAUUUGCAUAGUCUAUUUAUUGUAUUCUUAUUACACUAUUAAGAAAACUGGGAUGAAGUCAGUGAACUGACAUAAGAACAUUUGCCUGUUAUAUUUUCUUUAACUGGAGUGCCAUAAUACGGUCAGCCUGCAUUAACAAUAAAACAGUAGAAAACCCCAAAUCAAGGUAUUUACCUAACUUCUCAGGGACUACAGCUAGUAGUUAUCCACCAUUAUGAGAACUAGUAUGUAUGAAAUAGUCUGAUUUACCAAAAAUGUCACUGUUGCCAAUGUUUUCUUUUUCAUAUUUCAUGCUUGUACAUAUUAUUGUGUUGUGUAUUUAUGAGAGCUAGUAAGCAAUAAUUUAUAUGUCAAAAUGGCCAAGCAAUACAAGGUUAAAACUUGUAGAAGCAACUGUUGCAUUUAUCUUGCAUUUGCAAGUGUUUUUUAAUAUUUCUUUUCAAAAUAUAAAACUACAUUAAUGAAA
Messenger RNA from Dermochelys coriacea (leatherback sea turtle), 6442 nucleotides. It is a transcript of the gene RAPGEF5, whose product is annotated as Rap guanine nucleotide exchange factor 5. The record is from RefSeq and is a predicted model, not a curated record. Gene Ontology annotation, molecular function: guanyl-nucleotide exchange factor activity. NCBI's taxonomy places the organism in Eukaryota, Metazoa, Chordata, Testudines, Dermochelyidae. The transcript has 26 exons. Gene Ontology annotation, biological process: Ras protein signal transduction; positive regulation of GTPase activity. Gene Ontology annotation, cellular component: plasma membrane. Bases 306 to 2921 code for a protein of 871 amino acids.